AUGGAUAUGAAGCACUUAAUCCCCAUUUUUGUCAUCUUCUUCUUCUUUAUGUCUACUACUUCCGCAUCAGUAGCAUUAGCUCCAUCAUCAUCCAACACUCAAUCUUUCAGCUUUUCUAAACCCCCAGGGGACCAAACAUUUUUUAUAUUACCUAACGAUGUUGAUCCUAAGCUUCAAAGCAUUUGUGGAGAAACUGACUACCCCAUCGAAUGUUUAACAACAACUAUUCCAUUCCUAGAUGAAAAUGUUGCCAUAAUCCCGGUGUCUAUUCUCAAAGUUGAGAUUGAUGCAAUUCAUAACAAGACUAAAAAAGCGAUAGACAAGGCUUACGAGUUUUCAAUAAAUCCCUCUACCUCAAGACUCCUCCCUUUAUGUCUUAAAACUUGUAUUAAUAACUACAAUGCCAUUCUAGAAAGCAAACAAAGAAUCCUUGAUGCAAUCUCUAUUGGUGAUGCUAACGAGCUGAGCAUGGAGCUAAGCCACAACAUGGAGCAUGUAUUUGCAUGUGAGGACGAGUUCAAGGAAGCCAAAAUUGAGUCGCCAAUAGCAGAAUUAAAUUCAUUGCUUGUUAAGAUAAUUACCAACAGUUUGACGAUCUAUGUUGAUAUGGUCAAAGUUUAG
This is a messenger RNA of Gossypium raimondii (Peruvian cotton), 621 nucleotides long. RefSeq lists its product as uncharacterized. Gene Ontology annotation, molecular function: enzyme inhibitor activity. The transcript has a single exon. Lineage: Eukaryota; Viridiplantae; Streptophyta; Magnoliopsida; Malvales; Malvaceae. The record is from RefSeq and is a predicted model, not a curated record. The coding region runs from base 1 to 621 and encodes 206 amino acids.